CAGUCUCCCCUCCUGCUCCACCCUAGCGCCAGGCAGCCAGAGAGAACUACAACUCCCAGCAUGCUCCGGGCCUCUCCUUCCCCCCGCCCCCUGCUGGGCUGAGUGGUGUUUUUGUUGUUGGUAAAAGGUUAGUGGAACAGCUGAUUGCUCUGUAGGAGGAUGGAGGAGGUAUCUCCUAGCAAGUCACAGGCACAGCCUCACCCUACCAUGGCCUUCCUCAACGUGGCCCGCACCUACGUGCCCAACACCAAGGUCGAGUGUCACUACACCCUGCCCCCCAGCAUGAAGCCGUCAGCCCGCGACUGGAUCGGGAUAUUCAAGGUGGAGGCCUCAUCCGUGCGGGAUUACUACACCUUCGUGUGGUGUGUGGUGCCCGACGGAGGCGCGGAGGGGGCGCCCGUCCAUUCCAGCGUCCAGUUCCAUGCCAGCUACCUGCCCAAGCCAGGGGCCCAGCAGUACCAGUUCCGCUAUGUGGAUCGCCGUGGCGAGGUGCGCGGCCAGAGCAGCCCCUUCCAGUUCCGCGAGCCCCGGCCCAUGGACGAGCUCGUCACGCUGGAGGAGGAUGACGAGGGCAACAUGGACAUGUUGCUGGUGGUGCCCAAAGCCACCCUGCUGCAGAACCAGCUGGAGGAGAGCCAGCAGGAGCACAGCAGGCUGCUGCGAGAGAAGCUGCGGCUGGAGGAGGAGGUGAAGGAGCUGCAGGCCCGGAUCGAGCAGCUGGAGGAGGCUCUGGGCACCAUGCGGGAUGAGCACACCAAGCUGGCGGAGCAGUACAAGGAUCUCUCGAGCUCCCAUGCAGCUGUGAUGGAGGAGCGGGACGCGCUGAGCCGGCAGCAGGCGGGACAGCUGGCCCGCAUCCAGGAGCUGGAGGAGGACGUUCAGGCCCUGAGCGAGAAGGUGCUGCAGAAGGAGGUGGAGUUGGACAGGAUGAAGGACACGGUGAAGUCCCUGGUGCGGGAGCAGGAGCAGAUCCACCACCAGCUCAAGGAGGAGAACACCGAAAAGGAGCAUUACCAGGUCAAGCUGCAGGCCUCGGAGCAGGAGAGCCGGAACCUGGCUUGCGACCUGCUGCUGGCCAAGACCCGGCACAGCGAGAAGGUGUCGCAGGCCCUGGUGCUGCAGGAGGACAUCAGCAAGCUGCAGCAGAAGCUGGCAGCCGCACAGCAGAGGACGGCCCAGCUGGAAGCGCUGUGUGAGCAGCUUCGCUCCACCCAGGACCUCCUUGCUGCCAGCCAGCAGAAAGUGGUGCUGCUGGGGGAGGAGUUGGCCAGCGCCUCCUCCAUCCGGGACCGGACCAUCUCAGACCUCCACAAGAGCCGGCUGGAGUCAGCCGAAACCAACAUCAAGCUGGCAGACAUGACCCUGAAAUGGAAGGAGGGGAAAGGCCAGUGGUGGAAGGAGAAGAGCAACCUGCUGCAGAGCAUAGAGGCGGAGAAGGACAAGAUCCUGAAGCUGAGCGCCGAGGUGCUGAAGCUGGAGAAGAACCUGCAGGAGGAGCGAGCCCAGAAGCAGGCGCUGAAAUCUGAACUGUCCCACGAGAGGGACUCCAGCCUGGUGCAGCUGUCGGAGAGCAAGCGGGAGCUCAAGGAGCUGCGCGCGGCCCUGAAGGUGGCUGAGAAGGAGAAGGAGCAGCUCCAGGAGGAGAAACAGGAGCUGCUGGAGUACGCCCGCAAGCUGGAGGAGCGGCUGGAGAAGGUGGCCGACGAGAAGUGGAGCGAGGUGACGGCGGCCGAGGAGGAGGAGGCAGCGGCCACAGCGCUGAGCUCCCUGGACUCCCCACUCUCGGACUCGGAGGACGAGUCCCCCGAGGACAUGAGGAUCCACACCCAGCUCAGCCCCUACAGCCUGUGCGACAACCGGGCAGGCACCAAGACCCCGCCGUGCCUGCGGGAGCCCAUGCACAAGGUGGUGAUCAGCCAGCCCGCCCCCAUCACCACCCAGAUCAAGCAGCCCACCGAGGACAACAGCUCCGACUCAGAGGCGGAGGACGAGAAGGCCGUGCUGAUGGCGGCUGUGCGGAGCGGAGGGGAAGAGACCAGUCUGCUGCUGCCCGAGCUGGGCAGCGUCUUCUAUGAGAUGGCCAGCGGCAUCACCGGCCGCCAGCCGUCAGACCCGGGCCCUUGCGGGAUGGGCGCCUCCCCGCUGGACCUGCCCGCGUCCCCCGGCCUGUGGAAGGAGUGCCCCAUCUGCAAGGAGCGCUUCCCCCUGGAGUGCGACAAGGAGGCACUGGAAGAGCACGUCGACAGCCACUUCUUCUUCAGCGCCCACGACCCCUUCGCCUUCGAGUGAUGCCCCCGUCGCCCCCACCUCUCCCUGCCCCCCAGCCUCUCCCCAGACCCUCCUGUCAGGCACUGCCAGCCCGGCUCACCCCCUAGGAGCCACACAAGGGUGCCUUGGCUCCCCCGAUCCCUGGGGAGCGAUUUACACCCCCCCCCCGCCCUCCCUGGCAUCCGAGAGCAGGGAGUGAAUGGGGGGGCUGGGCACUAGCGCCCCAUAGUGGCUGUUCCCAGGCAGAUCUGUAGGCCUGAGAUCUCCAGCCCCCACCCUGCUGCCUUAGGGUAAAAUAGGGCGAGUUGCUCCCACCUCCCAAAUAUGGGGUUCAGCCACUGCAGAUGCUGAGCGCUCAUCAGUUGGAGUGGAGGGGGGGCAGGCUCACACACCCCUUGGCUGGGGGGCUCUGUGUCAGGGCAAUAGGAAUCCCCGGAGGGGGUGCCCCAACUCCCAUCUGCCUCCUGGUACUUGGGCCUGUUGCUUAGGGCUGGGGAAGGCUCGCUGGGGGGUGGGGUUCGAGCUGGGGGGCUGCCCUAGGGACACACUGUCUUCUCCCCAAUGUUUCCCCUUGGGCUCCAGACGCAAAGUGUUGGGAACUGCUGUGCACCGGAUUUUGGAAGGUACAGGGGGUGGAGGAGCAGUGCAGAAAAGGCAAGGCCAGGUGGUCCCCUCUUGCACCCCCCCCCCCAGGUGAGGGUAGGCAGAUUUCCUGGGUCCCUCAAGGCUCUAGGUAGGUGCAGGAGGUCAGUGUGAGGAGAUUAGGGAAGGGGGCUGAGUGGGGUUAGGCUGCCUCAUAGUUCAGGCUAAAAGGGGCCUGGAUUUCCCCUCUCGUGGAUGCCCCAAGACCCCCCCCCCUCAGAUCCCAAAGACAGCUGCCCUGUGCUGCUCCCUGCCUAUGUGCCAGGGGUCCUGGCCCCACCCCCAGCUCCACUCCCCUGGGCCCAAUCAACUAGCCUUUGGGCCUCUGGCUGGGCUACUGGUUUCCAUGUCUGAGCUAGAGAAUUUUGCCGCUGUCUAUAAGGGUCUGUUCCCCCACGGGACUCAGUUUCCCUGGCUGCUAGACAAGGAGACUCAGCCCCCACCCCACUCACACCGUCCAUGGGCACCCAGCAGAGCCUGCCGCUUCUCAGCCCUGCAGACGCUGGCACGCACCAAGAGCCAGCCAAUAAUGCUGGGAGCGCACCGCUAACAACCACUGAUUUGUUAGACUGUCAACUGCAUAAAUAAUUGGCACAACAGGCCGUCCAUCGGCUCCUGCCGUUCGCCACCACCGCCUCCCACGCGGGGUUAACGGCCCGAGAGGGCCCACAGGACCCAGAGCCCCAUGCACCGAAACCCUUUCCUUCCCAGCGAUCUCAGGUAGGGGGUGGAAGUGGGGAAGGAUCAUGGGGAGGUGGGGCUGGGCCGGGCACUGGGUGGAGGGCACAGGGCAGCACCCAGGGUAUUGGGGGGCAAAGGGGGCUGAGCCCAGAGCUCUGUGUGUGUGGAUACACAUGCCCUGGGGGGAAGGGGGGGGGUGUACAUGGGGGUGAGUGGGUACACCAGGGUAUCAGUCCUAUCCCAGCCCAGGUUGGGGGCUGGAUUCCACCAGCUGCUUUUUCUGCCAAGCAGCCUCCUGGCCCCAGCAUCCCCUUGGCCUGGAAUUGAGCCACUCCCAGCCCCGGGCCUGAUCCCAAUCUCGUCUGCCCUGUGGGGUGCCCCAGGGAUCCCAGCCACCUGGGUGUAAAUCAGGAACGACUGCCAUGGCAUCAUCCAAACUUUGCACCAGCAUUUCCCAGGGCAGAACCAGGCCCUGGCUCUGUUGCAAUCUGCCCCUCCCCGUGGCCUCUGGGCCCCUGGGUAGUGACUAUGCCAGGUGCAGUAAGGGGGUGCACUGUGCCAGGAUGGGGAGGAGAGGUCCAAAGACCCACCUGGCCAACUUGAGAGCUGAUAGGGUCCCUGGGGCAUGGUGGGGAGGGGUGCACCAGCCCUGACAUGACAGCGGGGGGAGGAGGGGCACAGACCUCACAUGACCCCUGGGGAGACAACACAGGGAGGGUCACCAGCCCUGGCAUGACCCCUGGAUGGGACAGCAGGCAGGGCAGAGCCCUGACACUACCCCUGAAAUGGUUUUAUUUUCACCUUGUUUUUUAAACUGACUUGUCCAUUAUUACUAUUAUAAUUCUCCUGAUGCAGGGUGCCCGUCCGCCGGGUCUCUGCGUCUCAUAGCCGCUCGCUGUAGCAUGCUCAGUAAUUAGUGUUGAUUUGCAGUUGGUUUGCUUGAUUUCGGGGGGAGGGGGACAGUUCAAACCCCCACAACCCCCUUGUACAUACCCCCCCUUCGAUUAUUCUCAUUCACUUGCUUUUCGUAUUCACGGUUGCAAUUCCUUUUUUUUAUUAUUAUUUUUUUAAUAUAAUACUGUUGUGACUCUCCAUUUGUCCCCUUCUCUUCUUGAGGGGGAAGGAGAAAGAAGCCAGGCGUUCGGCUAGCCCCCAAAUUCUCAGUCAGUCGGCUGGGUGGGAUGAGAGUUCAUGAUUGUGCCUUUUGAAUGCAGGAGACGAGGCUGCUGUUUUGAUCACUGGUUUAUAGACGCUCUUUAUUUUGUAACUAACCGUGGUUGGUGAUUCUGAUGUAUCCAGCUGUUCCCUGCUUCUCCCCUAUCUCGUCCCCAGCCUGGGUUUUUUUUUUUAAGUUGUUGUUUUUUUAAUGUUCCCCCCCCACACACAAAAAAAGACAGCUAAGGUCCCCGAACGUCAGAGCAAUAAAAACCAAAGUAGCGUGCACACACACACACACACACACACACACACACACACACACGGCCCAUGUAUAGUGUGUAUAUAUAUUUAUAUUACAUGUCUUGGCUAUUCUAAUAAAAUCCGGUCUCUUCAAA
Molecule: messenger RNA, 5144 nt
Organism: Chrysemys picta bellii (western painted turtle)
Lineage: Eukaryota; Metazoa; Chordata; Testudines; Emydidae
Gene: CALCOCO1
Product: calcium binding and coiled-coil domain 1
Biological process (GO): positive regulation of transcription by RNA polymerase II
Molecular function (GO): transcription coactivator activity
Source: RefSeq, a predicted model, not a curated record